This is a messenger RNA of Apodemus sylvaticus (European woodmouse), 7428 nucleotides long. It is a transcript of the gene Atp13a3, whose product is annotated as ATPase 13A3. Bases 585 to 4334 code for a protein of 1249 amino acids. Gene Ontology annotation, molecular function: ATPase-coupled monoatomic cation transmembrane transporter activity; polyamine transmembrane transporter activity; ATP hydrolysis activity. NCBI's taxonomy places the organism in Eukaryota, Metazoa, Chordata, Mammalia, Rodentia, Muridae. The transcript is spliced from 34 exons. Gene Ontology annotation, biological process: polyamine transmembrane transport; intracellular calcium ion homeostasis. The record is from RefSeq and is a predicted model, not a curated record. Gene Ontology annotation, cellular component: late endosome membrane.
UGACCUCACAUCCGGCGCGGGAGUCCUGAGCUCGCGGGGCGCUCCCCGUGUGCCCGCCGGCCCUCCCCGCAGCGUGACCGGGCGCCGUGGCCGCGGGGAGGGGGUCCGCUUCGUCGCCGACGGCGGGAGGCCGCUUCGCAGCACAGACCACCUCCCACCCCUGCCGGUCUUCCGCGCCGCGCUCCCUUGUUCACGCCCUGCCCGGCUGCACGCCGCCGCCGCCGCGGGCGCUGAUAGCGGAGCGCGGACGCCCCUGCGCCCGGUGCGGCCCGGGCCCCGCCGCGGCGUCUCUGUUCCUACAGCCCGAGCCGCGACGCGCGGCGGCGGACCCUCGAGCCCGAGCGACCCGCGGCCGCCGGCGCCGGCCGAGGGUGAUGGGGCUGGGCUGAGGAGAGGCGGCGGCAGUGGCGAAAGCGGCCCCCCGGCCCCCUGCGGCCUUUUGGCUGCCCGGGCCGGGAGGCCGCGGAGAAGGCGGCACGGCGGCGCGGCUGGUCUGACAGAAGCAUCCUAGGAUCUUGGUGUCUGAACAUAAGAGUUAUCUUCACCUGUUGUGUGAAGCACAGCACCUUCAAGCCACUGUAGAAAUGGACAAAGAAGAAAGGAAGACUAUCAACAAGGGUCAAGAAGAUGAAAUGGAGAUACAUGGCUAUAACUUAUGCCGCUGGAAGCUUGCCAUGGUUUUUGUAGGAGUGAUUUGUACUGGUGGUUUCCUCCUCCUCCUCCUCUACUGGAUGCCUGAGUGGCGAGUGAAAGCCACGUGUGUUAGAGCUGCAGUUAAAGACUGUGAAGUGGUGCUUCUCAGGACGACUGAUGAAUUUAGGAUAUGGUUUUGUGCAAAAAUUCACUUUCUUCCUGUGGAGAAUCAACCAAAUUUGAAUGCAAAAUCUUUAGUUAAUAAGGUUUCUAAUGGCCAUGCUGUUCGUCUGACUGAAGAAAAUAGAUGCGAGAUGAAUAAAUACUCACAGAGUCAGUCACAACAGAUGCGUUAUUUUACCCACCAUAGCAUAAGAUAUUUCUGGAAUGAUGCUAUUCACAAUUUUGAUUUCUUAAAGGGACUGGAUGAAGGUGUAUCUUGUGCAUCAAUUUAUGAAAAGCAUAGUGCAGGACUGACAAAGGGGAUGCAUGCCUACAGAAAGUUGCUUUAUGGAGUAAAUGAAAUUGCUGUGAAAGUGCCUUCUGUUUUUAAGCUUCUAAUUAAAGAGGUUCUCAACCCAUUUUACAUUUUCCAGCUGUUCAGUGUUAUCCUGUGGAGCAUUGAUGAAUACUAUUACUAUGCUCUAGCCAUUGUGAUUAUGUCCAUAGUGUCCAUUAUAAGUUCACUGUAUUCCAUUAGAAAGCAAUAUGUUAUGUUACAUGACAUGGUGGCAACUCAUAGUACCGUGAGAGUUUCAGUCUGUAGAGUAAAUGAAGAAAUAGAAGAGAUCUUUUCUACUGACCUUGUGCCGGGAGAUGUCAUGAUCAUUCCAUUAAAUGGGACAGUCAUGCCUUGUGAUGCAGUGCUUAUUAAUGGUACUUGCAUUGUAAAUGAAAGCAUGUUAACAGGAGAAAGUGUUCCAGUGACAAAGACUAAUUUGCCAAAUCCUUCAGUGGAUGUGAAAGGGAUGGGGGAGGAGCCGUACAGUCCAGAAAUACAUAAGCGACACACUCUGUUUUGUGGGACGACUGUUAUUCAGACCCGUUUCUACACUGGAGAACUUGUGAAAGCCAUAGUAGUUAGAACAGGAUUUAGUACUUCCAAAGGACAGCUUGUUCGCUCUAUACUGUAUCCCAAGCCAACUGACUUUAAACUCUAUAGAGAUGCCUACUUGUUUCUACUGUGUCUUGUGGUGGUGGCCGGAAUAGGGUUUAUCUACACAAUCAUCAAUAGCAUCCUAAAUGAGAAAGAAGUUCAGGAAAUAAUUAUUAAGUCUCUUGAUAUCAUUACAAUUACUGUGCCACCUGCUCUCCCUGCUGCAAUGACUGCUGGGAUUGUGUAUGCUCAGAGAAGACUGAAAAAAGUUGGUAUUUUCUGUAUUAGUCCCCAGAGGAUAAACAUCUGUGGACAGCUGAAUCUCGUUUGCUUUGACAAGACUGGAACUCUUACUGAAGAUGGUUUAGAUCUGUGGGGAAUUCAGCGAGUGGAAAAUACCCGAUUCCUUUUACCAGAAGACAAUGUUUGCAGUGAGAUGUUGGUAAAAUCUCAGUUUGUUGCUUGUAUGGCUACUUGUCAUUCACUUACAAAAAUCGAAGGAGUUCUUUCUGGUGACCCACUUGAUUUAAAAAUGUUUGAAGCCAUUGGAUGGAUCCUGGAAGAAGCAACUGAAGAAGAAACAGCACUUCAUAACCGGAUCAUGCCUACUGUGGUUCGUCCUUCCAAACAACUGCUUCCUGAGUCUACAACUGCAGGAAACCAAGAAAUGGAGCUGUUUGAACUUCCAGCUAUUUAUGAGAUAGGAAUUGUUCGCCAGUUUCCAUUUUCUUCUGCCUUGCAACGGAUGAGUGUGGUUGCAAGGACACUGGGUGACAAGAGGAUGGAUGCCUACAUGAAGGGGGCCCCUGAGGUCAUCGCCAGUCUCUGCAAACCUGAGACAGUUCCAGUUGAUUUUGAGAAAGUGUUAGAAGAUUAUACCAAACAAGGCUUCCGUGUAAUUGCUCUUGCACACAGAAAAUUAGAGUCAAAGCUGAGCUGGCAUAAAGUACAGCAUAUUAACAGAGAUGCCAUUGAAAACAACAUGGAUUUUAUGGGAUUGAUUAUAAUGCAGAACAAAUUGAAGCAGGAAACCCCUGCAGUACUUGAAGAUUUGCAUAAAGCCAACAUUCGAACUGUCAUGGUCACAGGAGACAACAUGUUGACCGCUGUUUCUGUGGCCAGAGACUGUGGGAUGAUUCUACCUCAGGAUAAAGUUAUUAUUGCUGAAGCAUUACCUCCAAAGGAUGGAAAAGUUGCCAAGAUCAAUUGGCAUUAUACAGACUCCCUGACACAGUGUAGUGAAUCAUCAGCCAUUGACUCAGAGGCUAUUCCAAUUAAACUUGCCCAUGACAGUUUAGAGGAUCUUCAGGUGACUCGCUAUCAUUUUGCGAUGAAUGGAAAGUCAUUUUCAGUGAUACUGGAACAUUUUCAGGAUCUCGUUCCUAAGUUGAUGCUGCAUGGCACUGUGUUUGCUCGAAUGGCACCAGAUCAAAAGACACAGUUGGUGGAAGCAUUGCAGAAUGUAGACUACUUUGUUGGGAUGUGCGGUGAUGGUGCAAAUGAUUGUGGUGCUUUGAAGAGGGCACAUGGUGGCAUUUCCUUAUCUGAGCUGGAAGCUUCUGUGGCAUCUCCUUUUACUUCUAAGACACCUAGUAUCUCCUGUGUGCCAAACCUUAUCAGGGAAGGCCGUGCUGCUUUAAUGACAUCCUUCUGUGUGUUUAAAUUUAUGGCAUUAUACAGCAUCAUUCAAUACUUCAGUGUUACUCUCCUGUAUUCUAUCUUGAGUAACCUGGGAGACUUUCAGUUUCUCUUCAUUGAUCUGGCAAUCAUUUUGGUGGUAGUAUUUACAAUGAGUUUAAAUCCUGCCUGGAAAGAGCUUGUGGCACAGCGACCACCUUCAGGCCUCAUUUCCGGGGCGCUCCUCUUCUCCGUCUUGUCUCAGAUUGUGAUCUCCGUUGGAUUUCAGUCACUGGGUUUUUUCUGGGUCAAGCAGUAUAAAGUGUGUGAUCCAAAUUCAGAUGCUUGUAAUGCAACAAGAAGCGCAUGUUGGAACUCAUCACACUUAUACAAUGGGACUGAACUCGAUUCAUGUAAAAUACAAAAUUAUGAAAAUACCACAGUGUUUUUUAUCUCCAGUUUUCAGUACCUCACAGUGGCAGUUGCCUUUUCAAAAGGAAAACCAUUCAGGCAGCCUUGCUACAAGAAUUAUUUUUUUGUUAUAUCUGUGAUUAUUUUGUAUGUUUUCAUAUUAUUCAUCAUGUUGCAUCCAGUUGCCUCUGUUGACCAGGUUCUCGAGAUUAUGUGUGUACCAUACCAGUGGCGCAUAUAUAUGCUUAUCAUUGUUCUUAUCAAUGCCUUCGUGUCUAUCACGGUGGAGAGCUUCUUCCUUGACACGGUCCUUUGGAAAGUUGUGUUCAAUCGAGACAAACACGGAGAGUGUCGUUUCAGCACCACACAGCCACCACAGGAGUCAGUGGAUCGAUGGGGGAAAUGCUGCUUGUCCUGGGCCCUGAGCUGUAGAAAGAAGACUCCAAAAGCAAAGUACAUGUACCUAGCACAAGAGCUCCUCGUCGAUCCUGAGUGGCCGCCUAAGCCUCAGACAACGACGGAAGCCAAAGCUGUAGUAAAGGAGAAUGGAUCAUGUCAGAUUAUCACCAUAGCAUAAUGGGGACUGCUGCUGUGCCAGUAGCAGUGCUGAGCAGGAUGUGCUGUUGAGCUUCUCUGACCCUGUGUUGGAAUGGCACUAGUUCAGUUUAUAUCCGCCUCAUAAUACGGCAGUUGAUUAAAACACAGAACAGUAAAAUGUCAUUUGCUGCACAGUUAUUAACUAUAAAUCUGGCUAUAUCUUCAUGCAGUAACCUAAAUAUGAUAAACACUUUAUAUUGGGUAUGAGAGAAGUAUGUUUGGGUUUUAUAGAUUUUAGCUUUUGACGCUAGUUUGCCCCUUUAAUAUUCAUAAAUCCCCUUAUUAGAAAGUUCUUUUACAUAUAGGUCCAAAAAUUGUGAUUACUAAAAAUAUAGUUAAUUGUGAUUAGCCUUUAGUGAAAAUAGGUUGAAAGCCUGUUUUGAUCCGAUGUUUCUCCCAAAGAACGCCAUGUUAAACAUUGUCUUUUAUGACCUGGAGUUAGGGGUGAGUUUGUGUGUUCUUGAUAGAGCAACUCAGGUGAUUUCCAUUUCUGGUUUAUAUUCUCUGUGUAGCCUACCUGGGUGUCACUUCUAGACAGUAAGGUGUUCACUGCUUGCUGUCCUGAGAUGUCCUUCAUAGUAUUCCAUGGGUCCCGUGCAGUAUCUGACAUCAACAGUAUAGUUAAGCAAAGAACUCUCUCACUAGAAAAGUUUAUUUCUGAGCCAGGCAUGACAGUAAAGGCCCCUAAUCCUGCACAGAUGGCUGAGGCAGGAGAAUUGUUUAAUCCAAGGAUAGCCUAGAAUAGAUUGUAAAAGCCUGUCUCAGAAUACACAUGCAGAGAAAGAUUGAGGUUAUUUCUCUUAGCAGUAGAUUUCAUUCAUAUCUCUCCAUACCUAUUUGUUUCUUCUUUGGGGACUUGUAUCAUUUUAAAUAUUUCAUAUUCAUUCUCUCCCUCCCUCCUCCCUAAAGGUAUGGGAUGAUGCUGUUUUUGUUUUGUUUCGAGUUAGAUCUUAACCUUGCUAUAUGUCUCUCUUUUGAAUAAUGGGGCUUAAAAGAAUAAUGAACAUUCAAAAAGAAUUUGAAUGACUUAAAACACAAUAUGAUCUUGUAGAGCUUGUUUCAUGCCAAUAGGUGGCACCAGAGAUCAUCACAUACCUAUUUUGUAACAAGUGAGCUUGAGAAAAUUAAAAAAUAUAAUUUAUUUAGCCAAAAGGAAUAAGGAAAGCAUUUACACAUUUGUGUUUUAUCUGAUUCUGUUCGGUUCUCGAGGAACUUUCACAAUGCCUUCCUAGGUAGGACAAGGUAGUUUUGGCAGUGCCUUCAGUUUGGCAGUGAUAUUAAAUGAACCCUAAAUUAGCAAAACAAUGUAACAUUAUUCUGUGUUCUUUCUUAAACUAACUACAAGUAUAUGCUUUCCACUCCAGUUUACCAAAUGUUAACCAGAUUUGUGGAACCUUUCCCCCGCCCCCCCCUUUUUUUUUAAUGUUGCAAAGACCCGAAUGAUGUUUGAUAAUUGUAGAAAAAGUAAGUUAGUCUCAGGAUCACUGUUACUGCUAUUGCCACUAGUGAUUCUUAGGAAAUUAUAUAAUCGACUUUUUCAACAAAAUGUAUGAUGCUAUUAUAUGUUAGAUACUAAGAACAAUUGUCCCAUGGAUGAUUCUAUGAAGCUAUGCAUCUUAGACCUCUUGAGCUGUGAAUUAGCACUAUUUUCUAUAGUUACUUAUCUAUUGUUUUAUACUUUCUAUGUUCAUGUCAAAUAAUGUUAAUGUUAUUCAAUCAUUUUCUGAAUUGUUAACUCUUGUUUAAAUACUGAAACAUGAUUGAUAACUACAGCUUAGAAACCCAAUAUCAAUUGUAUUUAACAUCUUUAAGAGCAUGAUCAUAAAGGCUAUUUUGGCAGUUCAUUUUAACAUUUAGAGUUGAUAAGGUUUUAUAUCUCAUCUGUUCAUAUUGUUUGCAAAGGAACAAGGUUUUAUGUAGGUGAGAAAAAAAGCAUUUGUAGGAAGUUAGAUGUGAACAUAGACAGGAUAGGUUAUUCCAGUUGAGAAUGUCAUUUGAGGAGUGUCUGUGAGUGCAGGCAUGGGUCCUGCUUAGUGCCACAGUAGACCGAGUCUUGUAGGUCACCAUUACAUAGUAAUUUUGGUUCUGAAUUUUACAUUAAAUUAUUUGAGUAUAUACAGACCUAAAUUUUAAAAUCUGUACAUAUAUUAUUUUGAUGUAUUAAGAUUGAUAUUGCUGAUUUAAAUUUUAUUUAUGCACAUACUUAAAGGACAGAAAUGUCUGGGAAAGUAAUUGUUAAAUAAUGAUAUGUAGCUUUUUAACUUUUUAAAUAAAUAACAAGAUUUUUUAAUGUGGGUUUCCCUCAGGGUUGUUUAAAGUUAUUUGUUUUCCUCCCUUACAUAUAAAUAAAUAAUGGUAACUAUGUUUUCUAUCUUGUAGCACCAACUGCUGUAAGGGAACGCUGCAGAUAGUGCUUGGGCGAGAAUGUGGUGCCAACAAGCCUGAGAUUCAAACGCUUUCCAUUUAAGCAAAUCUGUCCUUUUUUAUACAUUAUUUUGUUUCCCAUGUUGAUGAAAGUACUGCACAGUUUCAAAGGCAUGGCAAAUAAUGUGUUUCUUUCAUUCAUAUAUAUAUAUAUAUUUAUAUUCAUCAUAUAAAUAUAUAUAUUUAAAGGCAGCAAAAACUCAUAUCCAGUGAAGAGCAACUUCAAGUUUUAGAGAACAUCUGAUAUCUCCUGCAUGCAGUUUUGUUGUAACAAAUAAAAGGAUUUUGUAUAUUUAUGGUGGGAGGCUAUUGGGAACUUUCAACAAAAUAGGGUAUUACCUUUUGUAUAGUCUGGGUAUUUACAUGUAUUUUUAAUGUAUUACAAUUUGGUAAUUAUGUGCACAUGAAAUUAAUAAAAGUUACUUCUGUUAUAAUUUGUGAAUUCCCUGAGACCGUGGAUUUUUUUAAGUAACUUUAUAUAUUGGAAAUGACACAUCUUUAUAUUUUUAAAAUUGUAUUGCUGCUCAAGAAUGGUACCCUGUUGUCAAAAAGGUAGAUAGAUAUUCAUAAUUGUACAUUCAGCAUUGUAAAUACCAUAUGAAAUCCUUUUUGAUUAAAGCUAUUCAAAAUAAAAAUUUUAAUGAAUUAAA